Drechmeria coniospora is the source of this 3525-nucleotide messenger RNA. RefSeq lists its product as uncharacterized. Gene Ontology annotation, cellular component: endoplasmic reticulum. Gene Ontology annotation, molecular function: phosphatidylinositol deacylase activity. Bases 1 to 3525 code for a protein of 1174 amino acids. NCBI's taxonomy places the organism in Eukaryota, Fungi, Ascomycota, Sordariomycetes, Hypocreales, Ophiocordycipitaceae. Gene Ontology annotation, biological process: GPI anchor metabolic process; endoplasmic reticulum to Golgi vesicle-mediated transport. The transcript is spliced from 2 exons. The record is from RefSeq and is a predicted model, not a curated record.
AUGCUCAUGAGCAGCCGCCAACUCGGCUCGACUGACGACGGCGAGGAACUCACGACCCUCGAGUUUGCUGGCCUUGAUGUCGACGGCGGCAACAACUGCAAUGACGAAGGCAACGGUACAAGGGAUGGCAAGUCUGGUCUCAAAUCGCGACCACCGUCUGCCAGAAGAAGCCGCCGACAGAGCAGCGCCCCCGAAUGGACGCAUGUCGGCAGUCAAAAUGGGAAAUGUGGUCCGUCGCCGAGCCGAUCGAAUGGACCCUCCGCCUCUCUCACGCCAACUUCGCUUGGUGUGGUGACCAUGGGCAGCAUGGCCGCGACUUCGCCUUUGCCUCCGACGCCUAAACGAUCGAGCUCUUGGUCCCUCUCCCUCGUCGCACUCGUUACGGCCGGCCUCGGUGUCGCCCUCUUAAUCGCUAUCCUCGACUCCCUCGUCAACCACCACGCCGAGCCGAAAGGAUGUCGCAUGUCUUACAUGAGGCCCUCCUACAUCCAUUACUCGGAGUUCGACACCGAGCACACGCGCUUCGCCACCAAAUACUCGCUCUACCUGUAUCGCGAGCAAGGUAUGGACGACGGGAACAAGCUACUUGGCAUCCCCGUCCUUUUCAUUCCAGGCAAUGCCGGAAGCUACAAGCAGGUGAGGCCGAUGGCAGCUGAAGCAGCCAACUACUUUCGUGACUCUCUCCAGAUGGAUGGCGUCUCGGUUCCGUCCGGUGUUCGGAAUCUCGACUUUUUCACCGUCGACUUCAAUGAGGAUAUUACUGCCUUUCAUGGCCAGACGUUGCUGGACCAAGCCGAGUACCUCAAUGAGGCCGUUCGCUACAUCCUGUCCCUGUACUCAGACCCCCAGCGGUCUGGCCGAGAUUCGCAACUACCCGAUCCCACGUCCGUCAUCAUCCUCGGCCAUUCCAUGGGCGGCAUCGUUGCACGCGCCAUGCUGGUCCAGCCGAACUACCAGCCGAAGUCCAUCAACACCAUUAUCACCAUGUCGGCACCCCACGCGCGCCCACCGGUCACCUUUGACCGGCAGAUUGUCCAAAUCUACGAGGAGAUCAACACCUUCUGGCGCAACGCCUACGCGCAGAAGUGGGCCAACGACAACCCCCUGUGGCAUGUCACCCUCGUUUCCAUUGCAGGUGGCAGCCUCGACACUGUAGUACCGUCGGAUUACGCCAGCCUAGAAUCGCUUGUGCCGGAGACGCACGGCUUCACCGUCUUCACGACGGGGAUACCCACCGUCUGGACGAGCAUGGAUCAUCAGGCCAUCCUUUGGUGCGAUCAAUUCCGCAAGGUUGUUGCCCGGGCCCUGUACGAAAUUGUGGACGUCCAUCGUGCUUCCCAGACGAAGCCGAGGGCGGAUCGGAUUCACCUCCUCAGACGACGCUUCCUCCCCGGUUUGGAAGCGGUCAAUGAGAAGACGCCUCAUUCGCGGAAGGCAACGACGCUCCUGACUCUCGGCGAUGGCUCCAGCCGCAUCGUCCCACCUGGCUCCCGCCUGACACUUCGAGAGCUGGGGUCGCAGGCACAGUCGCAACCCCAACCUCGGACGAGAGCACACUUGAUUCCCAUCCCCCCUCCUGGUUCCCCUGGACUGAAGCGAUUCACCCUUUUGACUGAUGCAACCCUCGACGGGGCCGGGAAAGAUGGCUUCCUCCAAGUCUUGCUUUGCAGCGUCGUUCCCCAUCAGCAUGGACCGACCGAUGCCCAGUUUUUGACGCACGUCGACCUGUCAAACGGAGAAGACAGAGAUGGAAACAGAAACGAAAACGGUAAUGAAAACGGCGCGCCCACGAGGCUGGCUUGCAAGAACGCUGCUUCCGACGCCACGAUGCUCCCUGCAUCGACCUCGUCGACCCAAUACCCUUUCUAUCGGGACGGCGAACAAGAAAUCCGGCCGUUUACCUAUUUUCAGUAUGGCGCCGAACACCUCGCCGAUCAUCAGUUCAUCGCCAUCGUUGACAAAGCUGCCAGCCCGGAGCAUGCAUUUGUCGUGGCCGAAUUCAGCGACGAAGACUCCUUCAGAAGAGAAUACGAUGUCGGCCUCGUUCAGCUACUCACCGGCGGAUUGUCUUUCAGUCUCUCAGCCAGUCGGCCCAUGGUUGUCGACAUUCGCAUUCCUGCUGCCGCCUCUGCACUGAUGGCCUUUGGUUUGAACAUUACGCAGCCGCCCUGCACGGGUGAUGAGCUUCCAAUUCUUUUUUCGCCCCUCGUGCGCCAAUACCUCGAGAAGCCGUACGAAAGCAAGUAUUUCGUCAAUGCUCAACACGCAACACUUAGCUUUCACGGAAGGGCCCCCUAUGUUCCUCCGCCUCUUGCUCCCUCAGCCGACUCAACAGGACUAGGUCUCCAAUUAUGGUCCGACCCGUCGCGUCAUACGACUCUGCAUGUCAGCCUCCGAUUCGACAUGUGGGCAAGUAUGGGAAACUUGUACAUGCGAUAUCGCACCGUCUUCGCCGCUUUCCCCUUGCUCAUUGUGUCAAUGGUCCUUCGAAAGCAAUUUCGCGUCUAUGAUGCCACCGGAAUCUUCAUAUCCUUCUCGGCGGGCCUGGAUCUCUCCCUACGGCGGUCAAUUCCCAUGCUACUGCUUUCGCUCACCCUGAUGUCGACAUGGCUCGACAGAGUCUUCGCCGCCCUUGAGCGUGGACUUGCUUGGCCCAGCGGGAAUGUGAGCCCGGCCGGAUCGCCAAGUUUCGACAGAAACGAACUGCUUAUCGGUACCACGGAUCCUCUGUUCUGGUUCCUGAUUCCCCUCACAGGCAUCGUCUGCGUGGGCGUGUGUACCGUCCUGCAUUAUAUCGUGUUAGGCACGACAUGGGUUAUCGGCGUUCUAUACGGUUUCAUGAAUCGGGAGCGUGUCAACCAUCAACAUCAGCAGCAGCAGCAGCAGCCGCCGCAGCAGCAGCAGCGAGAUGACUCAGCAGUCCGCCUUUCAUCCACAUCCACACCGCUCAGGCGUAUGAUCUCGACGGCUGUCCUCUUGUUCCUUGUCUCAACAUUUAUCCCGUACCAGUUCGCGUACCUGGUGGCUUGUCUUGUCCAGCUUUUCACAUCCGCCCGUGCAUUUCAGCUUGCUAGAGGCACGACCUCGACCUCGAAUGCCAACUACCAUCAUUACGCACAUUCGAUUCUCCUUCUCAUGAUGUGGGUGCUACCCGUCAACCUGCCUAUCCUGGCCGUUUGGGUGCGCAAUCUUGCCGUUCAUUGGCUUACUCCCUUUUCCUCCCACCACAACGUGCUGUCGAUCAUGCCCUUCAUUCUCCUUGUCGAGAACCUCACCGCGGGCAGGAUGGUGCCGCACAUUGCGAGUGGACUUCGCCACAUCACAAGUGCCCUCUUGUUUGGGACCGCUCUCUGCGCCGCUGUUUAUGGUGUAUCGCACGCCUAUGUCCUUCAUUAUCUUGUCAACGCAGUAGCCGCCUGGCUUGUCAUCUUGCACUCAACAUCAGAUUCCUGGUCACUGACAACAAUUGGCGCCAUGUUUGAAGGAAAUGCAAAUGAGGCGAGGAAGGGAGACAAGGUGCCAUGA